This is a messenger RNA of Prinia subflava (tawny-flanked prinia), 4782 nucleotides long. It is a transcript of the gene ZDHHC3, whose product is annotated as zinc finger DHHC-type palmitoyltransferase 3. The transcript has 7 exons. NCBI's taxonomy places the organism in Eukaryota, Metazoa, Chordata, Aves, Passeriformes, Cisticolidae. The record is from RefSeq and is a predicted model, not a curated record. The coding region runs from base 183 to 1166 and encodes 327 amino acids. Gene Ontology annotation, molecular function: palmitoyltransferase activity.
CUCACAGCGGGGGCUCCCCUUGCCUGAUGGCAAAGCGGGGGGUGCAGCCGGAAAGCCGCAGAAGUCUUUGACGUGGAGAAGGCGCAGCGCCCUGGGUACCCACUGAGCACCCCGCAUCCCGGGAAACGUCCCGUCCAAGAAGCUUACUGACCCUCGCGAUGCAAGUAUGGACAUAAUAGCCUAUGAUGAUUACUCCAGUCCACCGCUUCAGAGAUAUUGAAAGGAUACCUGAAUACCUCCAGCCAGAAAAGUGUGUUCCACCUCCUAGCCGCGCUUCCCUGGGAACAAUGUGGUUUAUUCGAGAUGGCUGUGGUAUUGCAUGUGCUGUCGUUACCUGGAUGCUGGUGUUCUAUGCCGACUUUGUAGUCCUUCUUGUCAUGCUAGUUCCAUCGAGAGAUUAUGUUUAUAGUGUCAUCAAUGGCACACUGUUCAACACCUUGGCUUUCCUCGCUUUGGCUUCACAUUUUCGUGCUAUGCUGACAGAUCCAGGUGCUGUACCCAAAGGUAAUGCCACAAAAGAGUUCAUCGAGAGUUUACAGCUAAAGCCAGGACAGGUGGUUUACAAGUGCCCAAAGUGUUGUAGCAUCAAACCCGACAGAGCACAUCACUGCAGUGUUUGCAAGAGGUGCAUUCGGAAAAUGGACCAUCACUGCCCCUGGGUCAAUAACUGUGUAGGAGAGAAUAACCAGAAGUACUUUGUACUGUUUACAAUGUAUAUAGCACUGAUUUCCCUGCAUGCUCUAAUCAUGGUGGGAUUUCACUUCUUGUACUGCUUUGAAGAAGACUGGACAAAAUGUAGUUCCUUCUCUCCACCAACUACAGUGAUUCUACUCAUCCUCUUGUGUUUUGAGGCUCUCCUAUUUCUCAUCUUCACCUCAGUUAUGUUUGGGACCCAAGUACACUCCAUCUGCACUGAUGAAACGGGUAUCGAGCGACUUAAAAACCAGAAGCCAACCUGGGAGAAGAUCAGCGGCUGGGAAGGAAUGAAGCUGGCGUUUGGAGGUGCCUUCUCCCUGGGCUGGUUCAACCCCUUCUCAAACCUGAACUGCAAGAGCCCAGCGCCAGCUGAAGCAGUGGCAGCAGCUCCUGCAUCUGAAAUAAUGACCCAAGAAGAAAUCGAGCAGUUUCUGGCUCGAGAUGUUGCCAUCCAAAUGUCACAUGAAUAAGCAAAGCGUCCUUUUCCUGGAACACCUUUCAGGUGGUUUGGUUUUUUAUAUAUAUAUAAUUACUUGUGCUGGAGAUUUAAGGGUUGUUUUGUAACAUACUUUCUGGUACAUUAAAAAAUUCAGGAGUAUUGGUCUGGAACAGAUACUACAGCACUAGCAGAAGCAAUGCAAAUCUCCAGAGAGAGCUUCAUAAGUGAUGUGGUUCAUAAGCUCCUUUUCAGACCUGUGUCAAUGGCUUCAUUGAUCUUUUCUUACAUGGCCUUUAAGGACAUUUUAUAAUUGUAAGAUAGAUUGGCUCCAGUUCCCAGAAAUGUGCCAUCCUAGGGAGUCUGGUUAAUCAUUUGUUCUUAACAGCCCUUUGGAGGACUAAAUGUGUGAUGGCGAGAUUAGCCAGCUCUGAAGGUUUCCUGGAAAAAUGCAUCCUCCUUAGCCCAGCCCAUCCCAUCCCAUGGCUGCUGCUUCUGGGUUAUGAAUGCUGCUGGUGCCCUGGUCUUAGCAGAGGUGGGACACAGGGCUAUGGGUGCAGCAGAUGGGUGAGCUCACCCUGGGUGGGAUUCCUUUGGGCUCUGAAAUACCUCCAGGGGUUAAUUUUUGACCUCUGUGCUUGUGAGACCACCCAGGACUGGUGGUGCUUGUCAGAGGUGGUGGUGGGCUUGUGAGGGAGCAUUCACCCACGGCCAGUACAGCCAAGAAUGGGCAAAUGUUGGCUGGGAUGUCGAGCUGCUGGUGCUGGUGGGGGGAAGCUUUUCCCCAAGGAUGUGGUUCACGUGUAAGAUGUGUGGAGUGGGAGCUGCCUGGCUGAGCUCUGCAGCCCAGGAAGAAGGGAAGUGGUCUAGGCUGGGCACCAGGGCUGUUAGUGCAGUCAAAGACAGGGCAAUGUGAACACCCUGUGAUGGAAGCACUACCUCUCUCCAUUUGACUUGUCUAAUUUAGAGGUUUCUCUUCUUUUCUUGGUAGCUAGAGUUGAUAGAGAAUGAAUAUGCCUCCUAAUCUUACUGGGGUUUAACACUGUCCUACUAGUACGUACCAUCACGCCGGGUUUCCUUACACUAAUCUUGCAGCCAGCCCCUGGAGAGUGCUGGUGAACCUGUGGAAGGAACACCCAGCACUCCAAGAGGACAUCACUGCAGGAGGCAUGGUUGCAGCGAAGUCCUGCAGAGGUGUUGCCAGCUGCUGCAUUCAGAUGCGUUGCAAACACUUGGCAUCCUCCAGAUGUCAGGCUACCUUUAAUUUCGACUGUUCUUGAUUUGUGUUUUCUUUCUUCUUCUUCUGUCACAUCCCUUAGAAUUUAAUUGUCAUUAAAUUCUUAGAUAACUAGAAAUAUGCUACUGGUUUCCCCCCACAGAACAUGCUUGCUUUUAUCUCCCCCUCCCCCAUAACCUGAACCAAAGAUAACUGCUUCCUCUCAAAAAGAAGAGAAAGGAGUUUUUGGGAUGAAAGCAUGGUAUUGUGAAAGACCUAUAUGAAGUUUUUAUUAUUUAUAGGACUAAUAUCAAACGGAAUUUGUGCAAGAUUUUUUUUUUCUGUUUAUUUUUAACCCCUCAGCAUCUUUGCAAUAAUUAGGGCUACUGUUGAGGGAUGAGAUUCUCCCCUGGGCUUGUCCUCUGCCACAGAAGUCCCUUUUUCUGGCAAAGGUACUGCGAACAAAUAGAGUGCCUUGACUGUUAGGAGGACAGCUUCACCAAAAUCCAGGGGGUAUUUCUGAAUAGUUAUCCAAUCCCCUGUUCCCUCUGGAUGUCUCUUCUCUAUGUCAGUGAAAAGAAGAUCUAGAAAACAUCAUUAGGAGUUGCAUGUUUAUAACCUUUGGGAUAAAGAGAAACACCACCCGUUUGAGGGGAAAUGAGAUCCUUUCAUGUCAUUGAGACAUGAGGUCUUGAAUGUCUCCAACACCCAGUACAGCAGGGUGUUGGAAGAAGCUCUCCUCCUUCUGCACUAGCUCAUGUUCAUCUCUGUCAGCAUCCCACAGGAAAGGGACAUCAGGGACACACACAGGUCUGUAAGGGAUUUCCUGUAGGGAGCAAUGGGGAUGUUGAAAGAGGAGGAGUGCCCUUUUUAGCUGAUGUUUUCUGAUUUUGGCUUGCUGCUCUGCCUCUGCAGCCAGUUAACACCCUGCCUCUGGUGCUGUGUCUGCAGUGGGAAUGGUGCUACAGGGAGGAACUAGUCCAUGGCUGAAAAUCGCCUGGAGGCAGGGGUGUAGGGAUGGCAGCCUGGGAGAGACCCCUGUGCGCUGCGUUCCACGGAUGCUUCCUACGACAGGGACCCUACUAUGGGACAUGGCUUUGGGUAGGCAUGGAUGGAGGCAGCCCAAUUUCUCCUCCGCCCUCAAACCUGGUUCACCUCAUCAUGGGAACAGUUGUCAUUUGCUUCCCCACCUCUCCUGUUGUUCCUCAGGUGCUGGCAUUUCUGGGUUUGGUUUUUUUAAUAGGGAAACAGAAAAGUAGUGUGAACGGGGAGGGUAACAGUCGCAACAGUCACCUCCCCUCCUCCAGUUACAGUCUGAGUGAGAGAGGGACGUGUCCCUGUGCCUUACACAGAGCAUGGACAGCCAGCUCCAGCUGUGGUGCCCCCAAGAUGUGGCAGGGUGACUUCCUGUGCCCAGCAAAUCCAUUCUGGUGUUUCUUGGCUAUCAGUCUCCCGUGUCCCCUUCCAUACCUUGGUGUGCCUCCUUUCUGUCUCAAUAUAGUGUGACAACUGCCAAAAAUCACAAAUCUUCACAAGUUGGAAAAAUCUGUUUUAUCCACAGCUUUUGUAUAAACCUCCUUCUUUAAUGACUGACUGGUAGCUUGAGACCAAGCACGAUUUUCAUUGAAUUGAAACUAUGCUCACUGUUUACCUUCCCUUCCCUCUACACACUUCCUGCCCUUUGUUAGAGCAUGCCUCCAUAUUCAGACCAUGCUGCUAUGGUCCUGGGUCCCAGGAAAGGCAUCCUGGAGAGCCUGCUCAUAGUGCCCUAAAUUUGGGCUGGGGAGGAUGCUCCCCCUGCACUGCUCAGUGGGACAUGGUCUGCUGAAGAUCCCACCACUGCUCUGAUGUGAAGUGUUAAUAUAGGAUGGACAGAGUCAUGGCGUAUGUGGAAAGUGUUCUCGUACUUCUCACCUGGUGUCUUCUACAGCAGGUUUUUAUGCAAAUAGGGAAUUUACAUACCUUGAUAAAAUACAUUUUUUUUGCUGUUUGUAACUGUUUGUGCCUUUGGUUGCUGUUGCACUUUCUAAAGAACUAACACUGCAUCUGCCAAGCACCACCUGCUCCUCCCUGCUCUGCGGACAUGCUGCACAUGGACCCUGUGCCCGCGCUGCCUGUGGAGAGGAGCUCCCACUCCCUGCUGUGCCACCACAGGAGGUGGCCUUUCAGGGACCCUGUGCUGCUGUGGAGCAACACAGCACUGGGCAGAGGGCCAGCAGGGGUCAGGGCAGCCACCUGCAUGCUCCUCUGGGAGUUCCCCUAAUCUUUGAAACACAAGAGAGUGGUUAACGCCUUUUUGUGUUUUUAUGUCCUUCCUUUUUUCCCUUUUUAUGGGCUGGCGCAUAACCAGAUGUAGUCACCAUUUCUUUUUUCCACUCUACUGCCUUAAUGCUUGAGCAUUUGCCUUUUAAAUAAACAGAUGAAUUACCCUCUA